GUAUAAAAGGGGACAUGGAGCCGAGAAAGACUGCAUAUGGGCUGGGAUUCAAAACCACAAGGAUGAAGACGAUUGCAGUCCUGAUUCUUGCGUUCAGCUGCUGUCUAUGUGAAGUGCAAGUUAAUGAAAACAAUGACAGAGUCCAUCAGUGCAAAGGAUCAGCCGGCUGCUGUGAGAUCUACUCCCUCACUUCCAUAACCCAAAACCUGGGAGCAGUGGAAGAGAAAAUCACAAACAUGGCAGAAAAAAUAACACUCCUGGAGAGCAAGUUGCAAAACGCGGAAAAAGAAGUCCUUGAACUACGGAGCCUUACUGCAGGCACGCCUCAGGUGGCCUUUUCUGCAGCUCUCAGGGACUCUGGCUCUGGAAACAUUGGACCUUUCACCACUGCUACCACACUGCAGUACAAGAGGGUCUUCUCAAACACUGGAAAUAGUUACAAUCCCUCAACAGGCAUUUUCACCGCAAUGGUCAAAGGAAUGUACUUCUUCCGAUUCACAAUGUUCAACAACUUCAAUCCUGCUCCCAACUCUGUUGUGAGCCUCAAGAAGAACAGUCAACUCCUGACAUCUGUCUGGGACACCUCAGGGUCUGACAUCAACGACACGGGCAGUAACGCUGUGGUCAUCCCCCUCGAGGUGGGGGACAAUGUGUAUGUAGAGCUCCAGGCAAACAGGAUGGUCUAUGAUGAUGCUAUGAACUACAACACCUUCAGUGGUUUUCUGCUCUUCACUAUGUAAUUUAAACUGUUUCAGAUCUGCAUGGCUCUUCAUACUUUUGCAGUGACAGAAAUAUAUCACUUUAUUCUGGUAUCUUGGAAAAUGGAGUCUGUGACACUGCCAUGUAUGUGUUUACCUGUGAACAGUAAAUUAGGAGACAUUUUCUUUCCGCUGUAUUAAUCACAUGUGUAUCAUACUAAAUACCAAGCUUUAAUGUGCAAUGUCUGUAUGUGUAAAUGUAUAAAUGACACUGGGGCCAGGGGGCCGGCUGGAUAUCCACUACAAGGGACAGCUGAUAAAAAAUAAUGUGUUUGAAAAAAAAAAAUAUUGCAACAUGA
Toxotes jaculatrix (banded archerfish) is the source of this 1057-nucleotide messenger RNA. Its product is annotated as complement C1q-like protein 2. Lineage: Eukaryota; Metazoa; Chordata; Actinopteri; Toxotidae. The record is from RefSeq and is a predicted model, not a curated record. Gene Ontology annotation, molecular function: protein binding. The transcript has 3 exons. The coding region runs from base 15 to 740 and encodes 241 amino acids.